AAUCUCAAAACCUAAUUGUGUUCAUCAGUGCGAUUUAAUUGAGAUACCAUAUGAUGAAGAUGAGUAUACAAAUUUAUUGAAUGAAGAUAAUGAAAUAUUUUAUUAUGUAUUAUUAGUUAUAGAUUGUGCGAGUAGAUAUAAAGAUUUUGUUUUUUUAACAUCAAAGAGCAGUUUAGAAGUUGCCGAUGCAUUUAGAAAUAUUUAUGAAAAUCCUAAUAAUCACCUUAUAUAUCCUCGAUUGUUGCAAUGUGAUAAAGGAUAUGAAUUUAUGGGGAGUGUAACUUUAUUAAUGGGUAAGCAUAAUGUUAAAAUUAGGAGAAUCAAGGCUCGUUUCAGACAUACAAGUCUAGCAAUAGUUGAUCGUUAUGCUGGACUUUUUACAUUAAGAGUUUUUAAGAAUCAAUAUGCGAUAGAAUUUCUCUUACCUACUGGUGAACGCUGUAGAGAAUGUGAACGAUUUGCAAGAAGAAUUGUUGAUAAUAUGAAUGACACCCCAACUCGAUUAAUUGGAAUGAGCCCUAAUAGUGCCAUAAAACUUGAACGGGUUUAUUCCAAGCCAUCAACAAAGUAUUAUCAUCCAAUAGGUGCUGAUGAGCCACAGUUACCAAAGGGAACUAUAGUUCGAUUUUUACUUGCUCCUG
Dentiscutata erythropus is the source of this 641-nucleotide messenger RNA. NCBI's taxonomy places the organism in Eukaryota, Fungi, Glomeromycota, Glomeromycetes, Diversisporales, Gigasporaceae. The record is from the annotation of a GenBank genome assembly.